GGUCUUCCAACACUGGAAUCACUGUCACAUUUGGAUUUAUCGGAGAAUCGAAUUUCGACAGGUCUCGAGGCACUCACUUCGUGCCCCAAUCUAAAAUAUAUCAAUUUGUCGGGCAACAGAAUUGCCGAAUGGGCAGCCGUUGAGCCGCUGAAGAAACUGGAACAACUGAAAUCACUGGAUCUUUUCGGUAAUGAGAUAGCAGUUGACAUGGAAUACAGAAGGCAGAUUUUCGAGGUAAUUAUAUUCAGCACAAAAAUUAAUAUUAUUAGGACCGGUAUACAUAGACGGAUUCAGGGCGGUCUCCUGAGAGGGGAGGGGAGGGGGAGUGACGACUAUGAUGUCAACGACAUCGCUAUUAGCACUGCAACCUGA
Molecule: messenger RNA, 372 nt
Organism: Gongylonema pulchrum
Lineage: Eukaryota; Metazoa; Nematoda; Chromadorea; Rhabditida; Gongylonematidae
Source: the annotation of a GenBank genome assembly